UCGAGGGGACUUGUAGCUAGUCACAUGACAGAGGCAAUAUGGCUGCGAUGGAUGAGGAACAGUUUGCCGCUCUGCAAAUCUUGCUCAAAGCUUCAUCAAAAGAUUUUGUUCGACAGUUAUGCCAGGAGUGCUUUUCUAGUUCAGUAAGUGGCUCAGAAAAAUUGAUUGAGAGCAUUUGUUCCAGUCUUUCAGUUACACCAAAUGAAGCAAAUCAGUUAAUUUGUUCUCUGCAUAACCUAACAAGGCACACAGUUUACCAUGGCUUGACAUCUCCAGAAGAAAUUCUUUCCCUCUUCCCAGAAGGAUUUCACCAGAACCUUAAAAAUCUUCUGACCAAAAUCAUUCUGGAAAAUGUUUCUGUCUGGAGGAAUGAAGCACAAGCCAGUCAGAUUUCCCUGCCCCGGCUAUUGGAUGUGGAUUGGAGAGUAGAUGUUAAGACCGCCUCAGACAGUAUCAGCAGAAUGGCUGUCCCUACUUGCUUGCUACAGCUAAAGAUUCAGGAAGACCCUGCCUUGUGUGGGAAUGACUUUGCAACCUCUACCUUGACAGUUGAGCUGAAUAAACAAACAUUGGAUACGAUGCUAGAAGGUCUGGGAAGGAUUCGAGACCAGCUCUCUGCUAUUGCAAAUAAAUAAUCCCCAUGGUUUAAAUGGGUGCAGCAGCCAGAGGGGAACUUUCUUGUCUUGCCAGG
Messenger RNA from Pogona vitticeps (central bearded dragon), 691 nucleotides. RefSeq names its product COMM domain containing 9 (gene COMMD9). The record is from RefSeq and is a predicted model, not a curated record. Lineage: Eukaryota; Metazoa; Chordata; Lepidosauria; Squamata; Agamidae.